CAGAAGAAGCAGAAGCAGCAGAAGAAGAAGAAGAAGGAGCAGAAGAAGCAGAAGAAGAAGCAGAAGCAGGAGAAGCAUCAGAAGCAGCAGACAGAAGCAGAAGCAGCAGACAGAAGCAGAACAGAGAGAAGCAGAAGCAGAAGCAGUCAGAAGCCGAAGCAGAAGAAGCAGAAGAAGCAGAAGAGGAAGAAGCAGAAAAGCAGAAGCAGAAGAAGCAGAAGAAGCAGA
Cryptotermes secundus is the source of this 228-nucleotide messenger RNA. RefSeq names its product protein PXR1-like. The record is from RefSeq and is a predicted model, not a curated record. The transcript is spliced from 2 exons. Lineage: Eukaryota; Metazoa; Arthropoda; Insecta; Blattodea; Kalotermitidae. The annotation marks the transcript as partial.